Messenger RNA from Purpureocillium lilacinum, 1521 nucleotides. RefSeq lists its product as uncharacterized. NCBI's taxonomy places the organism in Eukaryota, Fungi, Ascomycota, Sordariomycetes, Hypocreales, Ophiocordycipitaceae. Gene Ontology annotation, molecular function: transmembrane transporter activity. Gene Ontology annotation, biological process: transmembrane transport. The record is from RefSeq and is a predicted model, not a curated record. Gene Ontology annotation, cellular component: membrane.
AUGCCCCGGCGCAGCGACGGUGACAACAUCUCCGGCGCCAUCGAGCUCGAGGAUGGAGGCCCCACGAAGCGCAUCUCCACCAGAGAUGUGGAUGCCGCCUUGAAGUUCCUUGAUAAUGAAGGAACCCGGACGGUCAUGACCGAGAGCGAUGAGAAACGACUUGUCCGGAAAAUCGAUUGGCGCAUCAUGCCGCUGUUGACAUGCUGCUACUUUCUCCAAUAUCUUGACAAGACGCUGCUAAACUACGCCAAUGUCAUGGGCAUGAAAGAGGACACUGGCAUCACAGGCAACCAGUUUUCCCUCAUGGCCACAAUCUUCUACAUCAGCUUCAUCGUGUGUGAGUUCCCGACCGGGUACCUCAUGCAGCGCCUGCCUCUUUCUCGGUACCUCGGUGCCAACAUUAUGCUCUGGGGCAUUGUGGUGGCUGCGAAUGCCGGAGCCCGCAACUAUGCCGCGUUGGUUGCACUUCGAGUGCUGCUAGGCUGCUUCGUCGCCGUUGUCGCACCUGCGCUCAUCCUAGUCACGGGCAUGUGGUACAAGCGCUCGGAGCAACCCCUUCGCAUGGGCAUCUGGUACCUCUCCACUGGCAUUGGACAAAUCGUCGGCGCCCUGGCAUCGUAUGGAUUCCAGUUUUACGGCGGCCAAACGUUCAAGUCCUGGCAAAUCAUGUUCCUUCUCUUUGGUCUAAUUACCAUUGCUAUUGGUCUUGUCACUGUGUGGAUCUUGCCGGCAAACCCCAUGACGGCCACGUUCCUUUCGCACGAGGAAAAGGUGUGGGCCAUUGAACGGCUCCGUGAAAACAAGACUGGCAUCGAAAACAAGCACUUCAAGCUGUACCAGGUACUCGAGUGUCUGCGGGAUCCGCAGGCCAUACUUCUCUGCCUCAUCAACAUUCUUUCCAACAUCCCCAAUGGCGCGGUGUCCAGCUAUCAAGCGGCCAUCAUCGAGGGGUUUGGCUUCUCCUCCAAGGAAACCGCUCUUCUUUCCAUUGGGUCUGGUGCCGUGGCCAUUGUGUCGACACUGGGCGUUGCCUGGUUUGGCGGUCGAUUCAACGCCAGUGGCGUGGGCAUCAUCUUUUUGUUGGCUGGUGGCGGCAUUCUUGGCGGUGGGCUCAUCGCCUUCUCGCCGAAAGACAGCCAAGGCGUGCAGCUUGCUGGCAACUUCUUGACCAACUUUAUUGGAUCUGCCAUGACCCUUCUCUACUCGUAUUCGUCGUCCAACUUUGCCGGCAACACGAAAAAGGUUACCAUGAACGCCAUGCUUCUCGUCGCCUUUGGCAUCGGAAACAUUAUUGGUCCCUUGACGUUUCAGGACCACGACGCUCCGAGAUAUAUCCCUGCCAAGAUUACCAUUCUGGCAACAAGUUGUGCUGGGUGUCUCGUGACCCUGGCAUUGAUGGGCUACUACUGGUAUGAGAACAGGCGACGAGAGAGGCUCUCCGCGACAACGGAGCACCAGGAGAACAGCGAGUUUUACGAUUUGACCGACAAAGAGAAUAUUGAGUUCAGGUAUCGCUACUAA